This is a messenger RNA of Mus musculus (house mouse), 461 nucleotides long. It is a transcript of the gene Gast, whose product is annotated as gastrin. Gene Ontology annotation, biological process: G protein-coupled receptor signaling pathway. The transcript is spliced from 3 exons. The record is from RefSeq and is marked reviewed. Gene Ontology annotation, cellular component: extracellular region. Lineage: Eukaryota; Metazoa; Chordata; Mammalia; Rodentia; Muridae. Gene Ontology annotation, molecular function: hormone activity. Bases 58 to 363 code for a protein of 101 amino acids.
AGAGCAGAGCUGACCCAGCGCCACAACAGCCAACUAUUCCCCAGCUCUGUGGACAAGAUGCCUCGACUGUGUGUGUACAUGCUGGUCUUAGUGCUGGCUCUAGCUACCUUCUCGGAAGCUUCUUGGAAGCCCCGCUCCCAGCUACAGGAUGCAUCAUCUGGACCAGGGACCAAUGAGGACCUGGAACAGCGCCAGUUCAACAAGCUGGGCUCAGCCUCUCACCAUCGAAGGCAGCUGGGGCCCCAGGGUCCUCAACACUUCAUAGCAGACCUGUCCAAGAAGCAGAGGCCACGAAUGGAGGAAGAAGAAGAGGCCUACGGAUGGAUGGACUUUGGCCGCCGCAGUGCUGAGGAAGACCAGUAGGACUAGCAACACUCUUCCAGAGCCCAGCCAUCUCCAGCCACCCCUCCCCCAGCUCCGUCCUUACAAAACAUAUUAAAAAUAAGCUAGCUUCCAAUGUA